CGCGGACUUUGCGGCUUUGGCGCGCUGUUCAAAAGCGCUAAAGUCUAAAACCCGCCGAGUCACAGAGACAGACAGCGUCACAUCACCGGCACCAAGGCAGGAAUAAACUGUUCACCUUACUGAACAGCAAAACCGACUCAUAUCAGCUAACAGACACUGUGGUGACAUGAGAAUGUCAAACUGUGCAACAAAGAAAAGAAAACAUCCCUCUCCGGAUUCUGGAAGUAAUCCGGCUAAGAAGAAAGUCUUGAGACAGGAGAACUGUUUGAGGAGAAUGUCCCCUCGACAGAAGGAGAACUGCCCUUCCCCACUAAAAUCGCCGAAAAGGUCUCGUGCCCCGUCACAGUCCCCCAGCACACCUAAAAAGAUACCAAGGGCCUAUGCGUUGGAGUCCCCUCCUAAAAAAGCAUCGCCUGUCAAAGACACAGUGGUAGCAGGAUCCUUUUACAGCAAACAGAAGCCACUGUAUCUGACACCCCUUGAAAGAAAGCUUCUAAAGGAGGCCAAAUCUCUUCCACUGAUAACCAGCAAAGAUCAGUCCAAUGUUGCUGAGUCUACAGCGAAGCCCGUCAAAACCAAAAAGCCUAAAACGAAGAUUAAUGUCAGCAGCCAGAAAUCGAAUUUAAAAGGCUACUUUUCAUCCAAGCCGAACAGCAGCAGUUCUUCCGAUCCAGAUUCAUCCUUAAAGAUGGCGGAGGUAAAGAAAUCAGCCUCUAUUACGUUUGGCAGUUUGAAAUCCAAAAACAAGCCCAGGAUUGUUGUGGGUGCUGCUUUCUUUGGCACUGGUAAAAAGCCCACUUCAAUGUAUAAGACACAUGCACAGAAACCAAGGCCCAAACAGCCUGCAAGCUUACAGAAGCCCACCUCAGAAAAAACCACGAUGGAGAAAGAAGUGGUUGCGGCUCCAAAGGAUCAUUCUCCAGUGCGCCAGGCUGUCUUCACCAGCAAAUCCAAGCCAAAUCCUCAGUUGUCAUCCAAAGUUGCUGACCAUGAUGCUGCUGAGUGUAAAGAACCAGCAUCAAGUCCUCUGCCUAUGAGCCCUUUUGGCACUGGCAGGGAAUUAAGGGUUGUUCUGAGGAAAUCUGUGUCUCCCAUCAAAUCCUGUAGUUCUAAUGCAAAUGAGCAGGGUUCACCCACAAAACCUGGUUCUGAUUCAGCGUUGGACAUUAGCGAAAUUAGCCCGUCGAGCAAUGACAUCUGUGCAGAUAACGGUAAAUAACUGUUUCAGAAUCUUUCGGCUGUAUACCCCAUCUUUGGCUCCAAAAGGUCUCAGAAGAACGGUGGUCUGUCUUCGCCCCUGAACUGCAGCACUCCAUCUGCCCUCACCAGCACCUCGUCUCGCUUGGCCAAAGAGAGAAGUGCCAGGAGGAAGAAGGAGUUGAAGAAACAGAAUGACGAUCAGCUCGUCAUAGAUGCUGGCCAGAAGCAGUUUGGAGCCACUACAUGCGGGUCCUGUGGCAUGCUGUACAGCGCAGACAGCCCAGAGGACAACUUCCAGCACACUCAGUUCCACCAGCGCUUCCUGGACACAAUCAAGUUUGUGGGCUGGAAGAAGGAGAGAGUUACUGCAGAAUUCUGGGAUGGAAAAAUCAUCCUUGUCCUUCCUGAGGAUCCUAAGUAUGCGACUAAAAAGGCAGAGGAUGUGAGACGCAUUGCAGACACUGAGCUAGGCUUUCAGCAGGUUUCCCUCAGCAGCCCCAAUGCUGCCCGAACAUACUUGUUUAUCAAUAGUGACAGGAUGGUGGUUGGUUGCCUGGUUGCUGAACCCAUUAGACAGGCAUUCAGGGUGCUGGAACAACCAGAGAAAACAAAGGACAUGACCAAAGAAGACUUUAUGGAGCGACACAGAGCCUGGUGCUGCUCCACUGUGCCUGAGAAAGCUAUUUGUGGAAUCAGUCGUAUCUGGGUCUUCAGCCUGAUGAGGAGGAAGGGCAUUGCCACACGUAUGCUAGACACAGUCAGGAAUUCAUUUAUGUAUGGAAGUCACUUGACCAAAGAGGAAAUUGCCUUCUCUGAUCCCACCCCAGAUGGCAAGCUCUUCGCAACAAAGUACUGCGGAACCCCAGCCUUUUUGGUGUACAACUUCAUCGGCUAAUUUUUGUACUCCGUUCCACACAAGUGAUUUAAUGUUUGUUAGCAUUUCAUGCUUUUAGACUGAGUGACUGCUGCUGUUGCAGCUUUAUCUUUAAAACAAUUACAUUAAAUACUAAGGGUUGUUUUUCCUGGCAUGCAUUGAAGGGGAAUUCCAGGUCCCCCACCCCCCCCAAAAUGUAAACAGUCAUUCAGAGUUGUUUGAAGUGAAACGCUUUUCUAGAGAAAGUUGUGGUGGCGAUAAGAAAAGGCAUUAAUGCCCAAAUGUUUUGGCCCAUUACUUUUUUUUAAUCUAUUCAUCACAGAGAGGUACAUUUAGAAUAUUGUAAGACAAAAAAGACUUGGUUAUUUUAUCAUAAUUACACAUUAAAAACAUAGAACAAAUAUGUAGGUUCACUGGUCAGUUUUGGUAGUAAAUAAAAUUGCUAUAUUUGUGUUCAUGACCCAUGGUUCCUAUUGCCACCACUAUAGUUUCUCUGUAUUCGAGUUUCACCUCAAACCUCAAGGACAGUAGUGGAAUUUGAAUUCACCUACAGAUUAAUUCAGGAGUCCCAGAAACCUGUUUCCUAAAAAAAGUAAUCUGUUAACAUUGUUACUGAACUGUUUGGCGUUUGAAAAGUUCAUUUGACUCCCUUUGUUUUACUACCCCGUUAUAGUUGCUUGUAGACUUCUAGUGACCCAAAUUAGGCUGAAAUCCUGUCCUCAGGAACAACAAAGCUCCCAUCCUGAAUGUUUUAAAUGCUUU
Molecule: messenger RNA, 2836 nt
Organism: Colossoma macropomum (tambaqui)
Lineage: Eukaryota; Metazoa; Chordata; Actinopteri; Characiformes; Serrasalmidae
Gene: esco2
Product: establishment of sister chromatid cohesion N-acetyltransferase 2
Exons: 11
Biological process (GO): mitotic sister chromatid cohesion
Cellular component (GO): chromatin; nucleus
Molecular function (GO): protein-lysine-acetyltransferase activity
Source: RefSeq, a predicted model, not a curated record